Molecule: messenger RNA, 3063 nt
Organism: Actinia tenebrosa (Australian red waratah sea anemone)
Lineage: Eukaryota; Metazoa; Cnidaria; Anthozoa; Actiniaria; Actiniidae
Product: adenosine receptor A2a-like
Biological process (GO): G protein-coupled receptor signaling pathway
Cellular component (GO): plasma membrane
Molecular function (GO): G protein-coupled receptor activity
Source: RefSeq, a predicted model, not a curated record
GCUGUUCAAAUACAUUCAAAUUUACAUAGUAUUUGCUUUAAGUAUUAUUUACCUUUAUGGCGUUCUUUCCGUUUCGUGAACUAAUUUUUGAUUUAUCUCAUUUUCAAAUGGACAAGUUCCGAUUCUCGAUAAUACUAGCGUUCCUGAUUGGACGAGUUGAUGUUUUGACCAUCUUUGUAGCGGGAUAUAUUUUUUUACAGUAGCUUUUUACUAAGUAAUGAAUGGUUAUUGCAUUACUGCUUUGUUCACGGAUAGAAAAUCGCUUUCUUCAUAUACCCAUGUAAUAUAUGACAAGUGACAAUCGUUUUUCUUGUCAAAUUUAUUGCUUAGUAGGCUUUGCAGCUGCGCGACAACUGAGAAAAAAGAGAAAAUAAAACCAGCAGGAGUUGAAAGGAAAUAAUAAAUACCAUAUUUGAGCUUACAAUGGGUAGCCUUAGAUAGCCUUGUCGCGAUAGAAACGGCGAGACUUGUUGAGAAUUCAAUGUCAGUUCUGUAAAACGAAAACAUUCGAGGUUUUAUCUACACUAGAUUUUUCAAUGAUGGGUAUAAGCAGGGCAAGGGCUGAGGAAACGUAGGACAUUAUUAAUUGACUUCACUUUAUGUUAACGCUAAUAUUGUAUGCCAGGCAUUGCCAUCCUAUCACUACACAUGAGAUUAUAAACUCAUUUACAGGACUAUUUAAUGCCAUUGUUUCCUGCAUCGAGUUUUGUUUAUCCCGUUCUUGUUGGCGCCAUUUCCUUGACGUCUCCGCUCUGUCGAUGUCCUUCAACAACUUAUGAAAACGAGAAGCGAAGAAGCACUUCCACUCUUCUUACUCGCGGUAAAACUUCAAUUCAUUGAUGUCGUAGCUCUUCAAAUAUAGGUCUUCUUAGAUUUCACGUAUAUGGUAAUAACUUGGGUCUUUUAAUCACUCCUGUUUAAUUUAAAAUCAACGUUGAGACGGCUAAACUCGUUACGGCCAAGGAUUUAGUCUAAUUAGUACGCGAAAUGCACGUAUAUACGUCACAGUAUUCCAAGGACGUUGAUUGGUCGAGAAUUUCAUUAUCCGAACGUGCAAUAACGACUUUGUGACUUGCUCAUUUGAAAUCAUUAGAAGCGAUCGGGUUAUCAACGUCUGCGCGUUGGCGGGCUGGCUAUCUCCAUAAUAAACACUGACAGACGGAAACUUCACCAGAUCAGUUCAAGACAUCGAAGAGAUUGGUCCAAGAAAACCUUCAAGUUGAGCCUUUUUUUUCAAUGCGUUGAAUGUGAAGACAAGGAGCACCAUUGCUGAGAAGUUGAUUUUCUAGCUGGAGGGAAAACACCUCCUUAUACGACAUUGCUGUUUUUUUCUUCUGUUAUCGUUUUUGGCGGGCUAACAGCGACUGACGAAACUGGUCUUUUCUUUGUCAUUUUGUGAAGCAGUAGAAAUUCUACGAUGAACGACACAAUAGCCAACAGUACAGAAUCCCAUGGGCUACAAAACCCAGCUUUAGACGGAGCGUUCAUCGUUUUAAGCAUAUUUAUUCUGAUCAUCAACAGCAUCGUCAUCUACUUGUUUUUCUCUCGCGAGUAUCUGCAGACAAAAACCAAUAGCUUGCUCGUCAGCCUUGCAGUCAGCGAUCUGAUGGUAGGUCUUCUUGGCAUCCCGCUCAACAUCGCGUGUAAUGCUGUCACAGUCUACCGGGACCAAGUGUGUUAUGCAGCCGCCCUGACUUACCGCCUGCAAGCUGUUUCAGAGAUGGCUCACAUAUUUGUGACAACAAUCGAGAGGUACAUCUAUGUCAUGUAUCCAAUGAAGUAUAUUCGUAUCGUCACCGCACCUAGAAUCCUCAAGGUGAUGGGAAGCGUGUGGUGUUUUUCCAUCUUCGUGGCUUUCAUCCAGUUCGCUUGGAAUAACCCCAACGAGAUCCUGGGAAUGCCGACUCCAACCCGAAUGGUCUACGAUGCUGUUUAUAACAUUUUCGGCGCCCUGGUCUGCUUCCUUCUGCCGCUCAUUGUCAUGAUCAUCAGCUACUCCCGUCUAUUUGUCGUUAUUCACAGGCAGAUCAAAGAAAUCCACCUUCAAAACUAUCCCAGAAGUGGGUCAGGAUCGCAGCGUGCGCCUGUCGCUACCGAAGCCCGUGCUAUUUCAAUCUUUGCGUUGAUGUUGUCAAUUUUCACGCUUGCCUGGUCUUCGUGGUACAUCAUGUCUUUCAGCUUUUUCUUUGGCUUUUACCAACAUUUAUCCGAUCACCUCCUGGAUUUCUUGGAUUUCUUCAGAUUUUCAGUGGCAUUUAUCAAUCCUAUCCUGUACACAUUCCUCAAACGAGACUUUGCGCGCGCUUUUAAGUCCCUAGUCAUGCGCGAAGGCGUGCGCCCACGCGAGUUUGUCACCUCGACUCGUUUGAAAUCUCGUGGGUUUGCUUCGACGUCAAUGCAAACGCGAAUGUCAAAUUCCUAUGGAGACGAAAAUCCUAUCACUGCCAAUGGAAAUACUGCUUGAACAGUGCCGAUGGAAAAUGGAAAAAGAAGAAAAACAGUGCAAGGAACAAACUGAAUUUGUGGAUGGAAAAAGGGAGUGAAAGAAAAAAAAACUGUGUCAGUAACAGACAUGGUAUCAUAGAACACCCUCGUCGGUGAAAAAAGAAGCCGGUGUAAGCCCUACUUCUAUUUGCAUCUUGUCGGAGUAGAGUAAGGGAGACUUAAAACACUCAAAUCCAGAAUUAAGGAUGAGAUUAAAUGGGUUUCUUUGUUAUCUUGUUAGCCCUAUCGCAUGACUCGCGUGCGACCAAUGGGCGACAGCGUUGGAGUGGAGUAGGAUAAAUGAAACAAUUAAAAAACUAUCUAGGAUAAAAACAAUCAGUAACCUUGAGAAACGACGUAUUUUGAAUGCUAAUAUUAAGCUUGAGGGACCUAAACUGAAAACUGAAAACUGGCCCAAAAAUGGGAAAUGAAAAAACGAACAUUUAUGAUCGAUGAAAAUGAAUAUCGUAUGUCGUUAAAGUCAACCGUUUUAUGUACAUCCAAGCGGCGUCAAACAGGCUCGAAGCUCUAUGCUCAAAAACGGCCAUAAAAAUUGGAAUAAAGAUGUCUUUAUAAACA